Elaeis guineensis (African oil palm) is the source of this 1309-nucleotide messenger RNA. RefSeq names its product vesicle-associated protein 1-1. Lineage: Eukaryota; Viridiplantae; Streptophyta; Magnoliopsida; Arecales; Arecaceae. Gene Ontology annotation, biological process: endoplasmic reticulum membrane organization. The record is from RefSeq and is a predicted model, not a curated record. Gene Ontology annotation, cellular component: plasma membrane; endoplasmic reticulum membrane.
UUAGGAGUGGACAUCGACCCUGUCUUCCACCACCCGCUGCUUUUCUGCGACAUUUUCUCUGCCGAUUUCAUUUCAAAUCCUUUUUCUUUUUUUUUCCUCGAAUUCUUCCGUCAUGGAGAAGAGAGUUAAGAAAAGAAAAUUUUAAAAGAAAGGAAAUAAAGGAAGCCUUCAUUAAUUUUUCCACGUUCCCCAUCUUCUCUCUCUAUCGGAAAGCCACUUCUUGGCCGAAGGGAAGCGGAGUUCCGCACUUCCCCUUCUCGUCGCCCUUUCUUUUCUUGGGUUCAAUUCUAUUCGUCGUCUUUGCCGCCGGGAUACGAGAAAUCGUAUUCGAGAUGAGUUCCAAGGAGCUGCUUGGGAUCGAGCCCCUCGAGCUCAAAUUCCCUUUCGAACUAAAGAAGCAGAUCUCGUGCUCUCUUCAGCUAUUUAACAAGACUGAUGAGUACGUUGCGUUUAAGGUCAAGACGACGAGCCCAAAAAAGUACUGUGUCAGGCCUAACUCUGGGAUCAUGCUGCCCCGAUCCACAUGCGAUGUCAUCGUUACAAUGCAAGCACAGCGGGAUGCUCCGCCUGACAUGCAAUGCAAGGACAAAUUUCUUGUUCAGAGUGUCAUUGUAAACCAGGGUGUAACUGCAAGGGAUAUUACCCCAGAAAUGUUUGCAAAAGAGUCAGGUAAUGUGGUGGAUGAGGUGAAGCUCAAAGUUGUCUAUGUGUCGCCACCUCAACCACCAUCGCCUGUUCCCGAGGAAUCUGAGGAGGGCUCGUCACCUAGACCAUCUUUAUCAGACAACAGUAGUUUAAAUGCUGCGGAAUUAAUUGCUGCAACGAGAGCGUAUGCUGAACCGCAAGAAAAAUCAUCUGAGACGACUGCUUUAAUUUCGAGGUUGACUGAGGAGAAGAAUUCUGCUAUUCAACAGAACAGUAAGCUUAGACAUGAAGUGGAACUUAUGAGGCAGGAAAUCAGCAAGCAGGGUGGUGGCUUCUCAUUCAUGUUUGUGAUGAUCAUUGCCUUGCUGGGAAUUCUUCUAGGCUAUCUUGUGAAGACAUGACUGUCUAAAUUGCAGGCCUUGUUGGUCAUUUCCAACAGAAUUGAACAACAUUUGGCAACUUGUUUGUUAAUUGAGUUAGCUGUUUGUGGAAUUCAGGGCAUACUCACAUAAGGUUGUUUGGUUUCAUAGUUGUGUAGCAGCAUCUUAGUUUGUGUAACGUCUGCAUUUGUCAAUUAGCCUGCAUUUGUCAAUUAGCCAUUCCAAUAAAUUUGAUCUAUUUAAUACUUGAUUUAUGAUGAGGGUAGAGAAAGGCUUAAUGGACA